GGGCAUGACACUAUGGCGCUGACGGACAAGAAUUGCCUUAUUUGCCGAAAUCAUUACUGCCGCGCUUCUUGUCUUCCACUCCCAUCGUCGUCCUCGCCGUCGUUGCCGUUCAAAUCGCCCCUGCAGACAGUCUCGCCGCAUGCUGCGCUACACAACUCAACGGACCGCGUCGCUUGCUAUCACCCUCUCGGGCGCGGCCGUGCACGCUGCGCUCGCCAUCCAGGUCGUCGCACUCUGGCGAUCGCUCAAGUGGGAGCCCGAGAGCGAAUGGGAAAGCGCGCACGAUGAGUGGCGCGUGGAUAGCAUCAAGGUCCUCUGGGCUCUGCUCUCCGCGUACUUUGCGUCAUCGGCUGUAGUCUCCGCGCUGGGCUUCUAUGGUAUUGCCAAGAACAAGCCCGGGUACAUCCGCUUUUACAGGGACUACUCCAUCGCAGACUUUGCUGUCUCUGUCAUUUCCCUAUUUUCCGCCACUAAAGCCGUGCUUUACAAGUCAACACGUGCUGGCGUCUGCGAAGAGCUCUCGCGCCAACCAGAGAUCAUUCGGGACCUUGGCGACUUCGGGUUGUCGCUGGAGAACUGUGAGCGAUGGAUUGAGAGGGCGUCGAUGCUCUGCUUCGCGCUUGUCGUUGUUGUCCUAGUCGCUAGGCUCCACUGCCUGUUGGCUGUCUCGAAAUACUAUCGCAUGCAUAUCGCUCGGCAGCAACCCCCGCCAUUACCCCUUAACCACCUUCCCUCACCAACUUCGCCGACACAUCCUGGGCCGCAGCGGAUAUACCUGCUGCCCCAAGAACGCGCAAACCCGUCUGGCGAGCCGGUCAUCUACGCACCUGUGCCACUCUCAACGCUCUCGCCACAAGACCAGGCACGGGCGAAGGAGGCAUGGAUCUCGCAUGGCCACCGUCAUCAUCGCUCUCGAUCGCAUGCGCACCAUCAGCCCGCGGACACUGGCAGGAUCGUCCUGCCGAUCUCCCCCGGCGAGCCGCUCCUGCCGGGAUAUGCAUCCCAGGACGCAAAGGCGUGACCUACCGCACCCUCGCCGUACGCGUACUCGUAACGGUACAUGCGCGGUGCCAUAGUCGCCGCCUGGCUCGCCCCGGUGUAUAACACGCGAUCAGCGGGCAUACAUUCCUCCAUCGUAACCCUAGAUCGAUCCUUGUAUAUUCUAUCACCACUGUCCUUUUAUCUCGGUCUAUUCUUUUCAUCGGUUCAGCCCUGGGCAUCUGCGUCGUCUCUCCAUCGAUUUGACCUCAUGGGUAUCGCCUCUGGUUCGGUCUGGCUUGUCCUGCAUCCAUUGGCGUUUUUGUCUUUUCUUUUUGCGUCCUGGUCUAUUCUCUGUCCAUCUUGUGCUUCUAUCCAGCAGUUGUAUCGACUAUCGACGCGAAUGAGUAAUUAUGUGUACAUUUCGGGGAGUGGGUCGUGUUGGGUGUUCCUGCUGCGGCUCUGUGAAGCUCGUCUCAAGAGAAUGCGCAUCGUGUGAUACCCUGC
Molecule: messenger RNA, 1485 nt
Organism: Schizophyllum commune H4-8
Lineage: Eukaryota; Fungi; Basidiomycota; Agaricomycetes; Agaricales; Schizophyllaceae
Exons: 4
Coding region: 140-1021 (293 amino acids)
Source: RefSeq, a predicted model, not a curated record